AUGUCCACGAAGGUCAAGAACAACACACAGGUAAAUGAAGAACAGCUUUCAAGAGAUGAAGCAUUAAAGCUAUAUUCCAACACAUUAAAUUUUAAUGUAAUAAGUCGAUAUGAUCCAGCUAUAAAACAACUUAUAUGCUAUACAUCACAUUGUGUAGUGUAUAGAUUUAACGAAGAGACUGAAGAAUGGGUAAAAUCAGAUUAUCAAGGUACAUUAGCAUUAUACGUCAGAAAUUUAGAAAUAUCAUCACCAUCAUUAUCAACAUCCACAUAUCAAGAUUUAUUCAGUUAUGGAUUAAUAUUAUUGAAUAGAAAUAAUCCAGAUUGUUUUUCAAUAGGUUUAAUACCUACAAAAGUAAGUAAACAAUUUUUACCUAAUGGAGUUGAUGGGUCAGAAAUACUGGAAAUGGAUGUUGAAUUAAAUGAUAAUUUGAUUAUUGUACGAAAUUUAUCGGGUGAAAUUUUUGGAUUAUGGGUUUUUAAUGAAGAUGAUAGAAGAACAAUGUAUAAAUCUAUAGAAUUUUGUCUAAAUAAUAACUAA
This is a messenger RNA of Lodderomyces jiufengensis, 540 nucleotides long. RefSeq lists its product as uncharacterized. The transcript has a single exon. The record is from RefSeq and is a predicted model, not a curated record. Gene Ontology annotation, cellular component: P-body. Gene Ontology annotation, molecular function: enzyme activator activity; mRNA binding. Bases 1 to 540 code for a protein of 179 amino acids. Gene Ontology annotation, biological process: deadenylation-dependent decapping of nuclear-transcribed mRNA; deadenylation-independent decapping of nuclear-transcribed mRNA; positive regulation of catalytic activity. NCBI's taxonomy places the organism in Eukaryota, Fungi, Ascomycota, Pichiomycetes, Serinales, Debaryomycetaceae.